AUGAACGAUAGUUUUGGUGCUGGUGGAUUCAACGCAACGGCGGCCGGGGGAGCCGAGUCGGAAAGCAAAUCCGAGGGAGUGCUGCCCCUCGUCAUAAAACAGAUUCUGAAAUCGCCAGACAGUGGAAUAACGAUGUUCGGUCAUCACUACACAAUGAUCACAAUCGUGGCAAUCGUUCGCAAAGUCGAAUACGCCUCCACCAACGUAACCUAUCAGUUGGAGGAUCACACGGGAAGGAUCAAUGCCCAUUACUGGGUGGACGACAAUGCUCCUAACAGCACACCGACCGUCGUACCAAACUCGUACGCCAGGGUCGUAGGCUCCGUGCGCAAUCAGGACGGCAGCAAGGUUAUUAUGAUAUUUAAAAUUGAUCAGGUCAACUCACCGAACGAAUGUACGACCCAUUUGCUCGAAGUGCUGCACGCACGGUACAAGUUAGAGGAACAAUACAAACGCAAAGUCGAACUGGGGGCGAACACGAACGCCAAUGCCGCUUCGAACGGUGGCUUCAUGGAAACAGAUUCGGUGGGCGCUUCGCUCGGUUUGAACGGGAAACAGUUGGCCGUAUAUAAGGCGAUCAAAAGCCAUGUGUCCGCAAUCGGAAUCGACCGAAAGGAGUUGCAGGACAAAUUUAGCCACAUCAACAGUUCGGAAAUGGCAACCAUCAUGGAUGAACUGAUCGGAGAAGGAAUGAUAUACUCAACCAUUGAUGGUGACCAUUUCCUGUGUGUUGAUGCUUAAGUUACCCUUUCUAAUGAACAUUCUGUGUCAUGAGCAACAACAAUAAACACG
Molecule: messenger RNA, 792 nt
Organism: Anopheles cruzii
Lineage: Eukaryota; Metazoa; Arthropoda; Insecta; Diptera; Culicidae
Gene: RPA2
Product: replication protein A 32 kDa subunit
Exons: 4
Coding region: 1-741 (246 amino acids)
Biological process (GO): DNA replication; nucleotide-excision repair; double-strand break repair via homologous recombination
Cellular component (GO): DNA replication factor A complex; site of double-strand break; chromosome, telomeric region
Molecular function (GO): DNA binding
Source: RefSeq, a predicted model, not a curated record